Molecule: messenger RNA, 1586 nt
Organism: Rana temporaria (common frog)
Lineage: Eukaryota; Metazoa; Chordata; Amphibia; Anura; Ranidae
Gene: NDUFS2
Product: NADH:ubiquinone oxidoreductase core subunit S2
Exons: 14
Coding region: 40-1422 (460 amino acids)
Biological process (GO): mitochondrial electron transport, NADH to ubiquinone
Molecular function (GO): quinone binding; NAD binding; NADH dehydrogenase (ubiquinone) activity
Source: RefSeq, a predicted model, not a curated record
GAGCGGAAGUUCCCAGCAGGCAGUGCGCGGUGGAGGAAGAUGGCGGCGCUCAGGGCUUUGGGGAGACUGCGGGCACCUUCAGAGCUUCUGGCCGGGAGGUGGCUGCGGGCGAGCCAGUCGGUCAGAGGGAAGCAAUGGCAGCCGGACACGGAGUGGAUGGAGCCGUACAGCCGCGCCGUCCUCUACCCAACUACUGAGGCCGAGUUGAAGAUGCCGCCCUCCCCCUGGCAUGACAAGGACCCCCCGGCACAGAAGGACGUGUCCACCCUGACCAUCAACUUCGGGCCCCAGCACCCCGCGGCUCACGGCGUGCUGCGCCUGGUCAUGGAGCUGAGCGGCGAGUCGGUGAAGAAGUGCGACCCCCACAUAGGACUUCUGCACCGCGGCACCGAGAAGCUCAUCGAAUACAAGACCUACCUGCAGGCCUUGCCGUACUUCGACCGCCUGGACUACGUCUCCAUGAUGUGUAACGAGCAGUGCUACUCUCUGGCUGUAGAGAAGCUUCUGAACAUCGAGCCGCCCAUCAGAGCCAAGUGGAUCAGAGUCCUGUUCGGGGAAAUCACUCGUAUUAUGAAUCACGUCAUGGCGGUGGGCUGUCACGCCCUGGACGUCGGGGCCAUGACGCCAUUUUUCUGGCUGUUUGAAGAGCGAGAAAAGAUGUUCGAAUUCUACGAGCGAGUUUCCGGUGCGAGGAUGCACGCUGCUUACGUCCGCCCGGGGGGAGUACACCAGGACAUGCCGCUCGGUCUGAUGGACGACAUCUACGAGUUCAUAAAGAACUUCUCCAUCCGUCUGGAUGAGUUGGAGGAGAUGCUGACCAACAACAGAAUCUGGAAGAACAGGACGGUGGACAUCGGAGUCGUCACCGCAGAGGACGCACUGAACUACGGUUUUAGCGGCGUGAUGCUCCGAGGUUCCGGCAUCCAUUGGGAUCUGAGGAAGUCUCAGCCGUACGACGUUUACGACCAGGUGGAGUUUGACGUCCCCAUCGGCAGUAGAGGAGACUGUUAUGACAGGUACCUGUGCCGCGUGGAGGAGAUGCGACAGUCCCUGAGGAUUAUCCUUCAAUGCCUCAACAAGAUGCCAGAGGGAGAGAUCAAGGUGGAUGAUGCCAAAGUGUCUCCCCCAAAGAGAUCUGAGAUGAAGCGUUCGAUGGAGUCCUUGAUUCACCACUUCAAGCUGUACACAGAGGGGUACCAGGUCCCCCCAGGAGCCACGUACACGGCCAUUGAGGCCCCCAAGGGAGAGUUUGGCGUCUACCUCGUGUCCGAUGGAACGAGCCGCCCGUAUCGCUGUAAGAUCAAAGCCCCGGGAUUCGCCCAUUUGGCCGGUUUGGAUAAGAUGUCCCAGGGCCACAUGCUGGCCGAUGUCGUAGCGAUUAUCGGAACUCAGGAUAUUGUCUUUGGAGAGGUGGAUCGGUAAUCUGCUGCUUUGGCGUGAAAAGGAUUCUGGGCCGCGGUUCGAAACGGCCUCCAUGUUUUUCCUGUGGCUUCUCCACCACCAGACCUGGAGGAAAGACGUCUGUUUAUUUAAUCAUUGUGCUUGUAAAGCUUGUUCUGGAAAUAAAAUAAAAAAUUGGUUUCCUA